GCCUCUCCUUGCCAUUCAGAAGCAUGGCAAGCAUUGCAGAUUUGGCACCAACUUUAACUGCCAUGGCUUCUCGCUAUGGAAAACUGACAGGGAAGUGCCUGUAAAACUACAGCUCCCAGGCUUGCAUAGAAUUGCUGUCUAUGCGUAGCUCUGAGAAGUGCAUCACAAUGGCCACAAUGGGCAGGCUGGGCUCUUCAGGCCAAUGGAGACUCCACCAAAGACAACAGAAUUGCUGCAAGGAAAAGAACAACCCAGGAGAUGAAAGAUCCACCCAGAGGAAAAGGGUUCUUACCAUACAUCAAGGGAACCACCAACCACAUAGGGAAGCUGAUGAAGAAACACAACCUACAAAACUAUCUACAGACCUACUAAGAAAAUCCAACAAUUCUACCUAACUUGAUACCUCAGAGCCUUUGACUACCGCCAUCAUGACCCACGCGAAGUCUCGAAAUCUUAAAAAGAGUGUAUAUGCCAUGAAUGCUCCUGAUCCAUACAAAUAUGGUGGUCCCAACACGUUGCGUUCGCAUAGCCAUGUGAUGCCAAGGGUCCCCCCUUGCGUCGUGGGGAAAGCAGCUGGAAUUCAAGAAACAAGAUCAUCCACCAAAAUCGCAAGCAAUCUCAUAGCAGAAGGAAAGACACAUGCCAGCAAAUUUUUCCCGGCAUCCUUAGGUAACGAGAACUAUUCUUCGGGUAUGUUUAAAACUCUGCAAAAGGAAAAUCUACAACUAACAGAUUGCCUGAAGGAAAAGGAUUCAAUAAUAACCAAAUUGAUGAGAAUAAUUGAAGAACAGGCUACCAAGUAUAAUACAGCAAUUGCACUGGAAAAAGAGCAUCAGAAAGAGACUGAAAGACGACUGGAGGAAUCAGAGAAUUUAAUUAAGGAUCAGAUCCAGCUGCUUGAUGAAACGAUAAGACAUUAUACAAAAAUCAUUCAAGAACAAUACACUCAGCAUGCAGAGCUGGUGUCUGAAAUGAAAAAGCAGAAUGAGGCCGAUAUAAAGUGCAGGGAAGAAAAGAUUGCCAAGCUAAAGGAAUACAUUUCUGAGACCUUCCAAGAAAAAUCCCGUGAACAUCAACAACAGAUCGAUGAACUGAUGCGAGAAAUAAGUAAAUUCACUCAGAAAUCACAAAUUCUUAAAACUUGAAAAGGAACCACAUCAAAAAAGGAAUUUUUAAAAGAACAAGAAUUUAACUGUAUCUUUGAAAGGGACUGAUUCACAAUACUUCAAUCAGGUUGAACAAAAGCAUCAAACACAGACGAUGUGUAUAAGUAGGUGAAGGACUAUGUUAAAUUGGAUUUCUACCAGGGUUGCUCUGAAUCUUCCAGAAAAUCAUAUGCAAGAAGUGAUACCUCUUAUCCUAAAGAAACCGUGAACCAAUCAAAAAAUGACAGUUUUACUAUUCUUGGUAUAAUCAUCCCCAACACAUUAUGAAAGACUUCUUACUUGUCACAACCUUCAGCCUCUGUCAAGAAUAAAGAUGAGAAUGUCACUUUUCCUA
Molecule: messenger RNA, 1500 nt
Organism: Anolis carolinensis (green anole)
Lineage: Eukaryota; Metazoa; Chordata; Lepidosauria; Squamata; Anolidae
Exons: 7
Coding region: 429-1145 (238 amino acids)
Source: RefSeq, a predicted model, not a curated record